Messenger RNA from Lottia gigantea (owl limpet), 592 nucleotides. RefSeq lists its product as hypothetical. The transcript has 3 exons. Lineage: Eukaryota; Metazoa; Mollusca; Gastropoda; Lottiidae. Gene Ontology annotation, molecular function: peptidyl-prolyl cis-trans isomerase activity; DNA binding. The record is from RefSeq and is a predicted model, not a curated record. Bases 61 to 432 code for a protein of 123 amino acids. Gene Ontology annotation, biological process: rRNA processing.
CUCAAAAGAGAGAAAUUCCCAUCAUCGUAGAUCAAUUUUGUUGGAAGAAAUUCACAGAAAAUGCCAAAAAAUAAAGGAGGAGGACCUAAGUCGAAAGGUGCAGAAGGAGGAAAAGAACCAAAAGAAAAGAAGGGAACAGGAACAGCUAUCAAAGUACGACAUAUAUUAUGUGAAAAACAUUCCAAAAUUACAGAAGCUCUUCAGAAAUUAAAAGAUGGUGGUAAAUUUAAUGAAGUAGCCAGUCAAUAUAGUGAAGAUAAAGCAAGGUCAGGGGGUGAUUUAGGUUGGAUGACAAGAGGAAGUAUGGUAGGACCAUUUCAAGAUGCAGCCUUCAAUCUACCUAAUAGUACAGUUGGUUCACCAGUUUAUACAGACCCCCCAGUUAAAACAGUACACGGUUAUCAUAUUAUCAUGGUAGAGGGAAAGAAAUAACACUGACUUUUAUGAUAUUUUCAUUGUUUUCAGAAGUGAAUUAAAUUUGUGUAAAUAUUCAUUUCUUAUAAAACUGCUCACUCUGAGCUAUAAAUGAUCUAUCAUGAUUACAUAUUCGACACAGUCUGUGGUACGUGUGACAAUAUAAAUCUCUAUUAUA